UCGUAAAACUUUCAGUGGAAAUUUUAUCUAAUACUGCUUUCUAGUAAACCAUCAACAUGAAUAUUGCUCCUUUAUCUCCUGCCAGUGGCAUUGGACGUUUCUACAAAAAAUCUGCAAAAAUUAUACGUUUUGUAAGACAAGGAUGCACGAACCGGCCAUUCUAUCACAUUGUGGUUAUGGAGCGUCGUAAAAAUCAACAUCAGCCCGUUAUAGAACAAGUAGGCACUUAUGAUCCCAUGACAAAUGAGCACAACGAACGUUUGGUUUCAUUCAAUUUUGAACGUAUUCGCUUCUGGUUGGGCAAGGGAGCUCAUAUGUCAACACCAGCGGCUGAGUUGUUGGGCAUAGCUGGUCUGUUACCUAUACACCCACGCACUUAUAUGACAGCCUGGCGUAAUCGCCAAACUGCUGCUGCGGGAGAAAGCAAUAGUGAAGGAGCAGAAGGUCCUAUUAAAAUGGAUAAUUAGAUGUUUUGUUAAAUUGCUAAGUAUAAUUUUAUUUUAGAUGUUAUUGUUAACAAAUUUUUAAAUAAACUAAAACAUGUAUUUGAUAUCAAAA
Molecule: messenger RNA, 558 nt
Organism: Calliphora vicina (urban bluebottle blowfly)
Lineage: Eukaryota; Metazoa; Arthropoda; Insecta; Diptera; Calliphoridae
Gene: mRpS16
Product: mitochondrial ribosomal protein S16
Exons: 2
Coding region: 57-467 (136 amino acids)
Biological process (GO): mitochondrial translation
Cellular component (GO): ribosome; mitochondrial small ribosomal subunit
Molecular function (GO): structural constituent of ribosome
Source: RefSeq, a predicted model, not a curated record